Lactuca virosa is the source of this 1236-nucleotide messenger RNA. The record is from the annotation of a GenBank genome assembly. Lineage: Eukaryota; Viridiplantae; Streptophyta; Magnoliopsida; Asterales; Asteraceae.
AUGCAACCACGGAAUCAACAAUGGUUCAUCGUCCGGUUCGAAUUCUUCUACUCUCUUAUAGGUGAAGGAGUUUUGCAUCUUGCAAAGUUUGUGUCAGUCUCUUUCAAAUCCACCAUGGAUCUCAAUGAUCUUAACAAAGUCUGGGAAGUCAAACCUCUGAAGAAGGUUCGAGAAGAUGAAGCAAAAGAAAUUCUUGAAAAAAUAGCAAAGCAAGUUCAACCCAUCAUGCGAAAACAUAAAUGGAAAGUCAAUAUCCUUUCCGAAUUUUGCCCUCCCAAUCCUGCUCUUCUUGGUCUAAACAUAAAUGGAGGUGCAGAGGUAAAGCUGAGACUUCGUAGGCAGAACAAUGAGUGGGACUUCUUCCCUUAUGAGCAAAUUCUUGACACCAUGCUUCAUGAGCUUUGCCACAAUCAAUAUGGCCCACAUAAUGCUGAUUUCUACAAUCUACUAGACGAAAUCAGAAAGGAAUGUGAAGAAUUGAUGGCCAAGGGUAUAACGGGAACAGGGCGAGGAUUUGAUCUUCCUGGGAGAAGAUUAGGAGGGUAUUUUCGUCAACAACAAACUCCAUCAUCACUUCGCCAGAAAGCCUUAUCUGCUGCACAAAAUAGAGCUCAGAUGGGGACACUGCUGCCUUCUGGCCCACAUCGCCUUGGUGGAGAUAGCAGCAUGAAGACUGCCCUCAGCCCAGUUCAAGCUGCUGCCAUGGCUGCAGAAAGAAGACUCCAUGAUGAUUUAUGGUGUGCUUCUAAGUCUUUUCAAGAACCUUCUGGAACUUCUGAAGCAUCUGUCUCACAAAACAUUAGUUCAAGUGAAGGAGAACCAAAAGCAUCAUCAUGGCAAUGUGGUACCUGUACACUAUUAAACCAGCCAUUGCUUUUGACAUGUGAAGCUUGUGGAACUCCAAGAAUAGAAGAGAAGAAGAAUAUGAAGAUUUGGUCAUGCAAAUUCUGUACAUUGCAAAACUCGGUAGCAAAAGAUCGAUGUGUAGCUUGUGGGGAAUGGAGAUAUUCAUAUGGUCCUCCUACAGCUGUUCAUGGGCCAUAUCUUGGUACAUAAACAAAUCUUGAAGAUUGAAACUCUUGAUGAUUGAUUCAAGUAGUUGCCCUGGACAGUGGUUUUGUAUCAGAUUAUUUCUAUUAUCCAGCAUUGUUUCUUGGUGGUGCAAAAUGAUAUAUGUAAUUGAAGUUUUCUUGGUAUUGGGUUAUGAGUGAUUAGUGGAAACUUGUUUUUUUGUAC